Rhineura floridana is the source of this 537-nucleotide messenger RNA. Its product is annotated as basic phospholipase A2-like. The coding region runs from base 93 to 521 and encodes 142 amino acids. Gene Ontology annotation, biological process: negative regulation of T cell proliferation; arachidonate secretion; lipid catabolic process. The transcript has 5 exons. Lineage: Eukaryota; Metazoa; Chordata; Lepidosauria; Squamata; Rhineuridae. The record is from RefSeq and is a predicted model, not a curated record. Gene Ontology annotation, molecular function: phospholipid binding; calcium ion binding.
UGAAGCUAUAAACAAUCUAGAUUGUAAAGAAGAAAAGGAGCCACAGCUGUAGUGUCAACUUCCAAGACGUUUUACAAGACUGGACAAAGAAGAUGAAUUUCCUCUGGGGACUGCUGGUGCUGCUGGUUUUCAGUAUUCCGGGGGUAAAAGGGAGCCUCUUGGAGUUUGGAAGCAUGAUCAAAGAAGUCACUGGGAAAAGCGCUUUCCCCCAGUACUCCACAUAUGGGUGUUAUUGUGGGUUGGGUGGCCAAGGUCUAGCCCGAGAUGCUACUGACCGCUGCUGCCAGGCCCAUGACUGCUGUUACGGAAAGCUGAGCGACUGUAAAACCAAAACAGACAGAUAUCAAUAUACCAACAAGAACGGAGUAAUCACUUGUGGUGAGGGAAGCUGGUGCGAGAAGCAGAUUUGUGAAUGUGACAAGACAGCGGCUCUCUGCUUUCGCGAAAACCUGGACACUUAUGAUGUGAAGUAUCGCUUUUACUACAACAUCAACUGCAAAGAAAGCACAAUGAAAUGUUGAGCUAACCUUCAGCAAA